AUGAUUAUUCACCGGUUAAGUUUCACCAUCACAGUUUGCGACAUUGUAUUGAGAAUUUCAAAACAAUUAUCAAACAAGGGUCAUUUCAAUGUUUGGCGGUCCAUCAAUAUAUUCACUCCAAAUUUGGCUGAUAGUCCCAAUUGUAUGAAACUUAUAUCAAGAUCACAAGAUAAUUUAAAUAGCACAGGUCCAGAAUCUUCAAGAAUUAUUCUUUUACCUCUCAGUCCCGAGGAUGAAAACUAUGACAGGUUGCAAUAUUUCGGUUCUACAAGCAAAUUAAAUAAAUACUCUAGAUAUAAAAAAGUUGAGGCACGACCUACUACAUUGGCUCUUAGUGAGGUGAAAAAUAAAGACACUUGGAAUGAUUAUGAUGAAGUUGAAAAUGUUAUGCAGACAGCAAGAUUGGCAGAUGAUUCUCAUUUAGGAUAUGGUAUGAUACGAAAACCAAACACACCUGGGCCUCAAGUACCAACUGCAGCCCAAGCUCAAGCAUUACAAAAUCAGGUUAGCUUGGAGGAAAUCAACCACAAUAAUUGUAACGGAACAGAUUAUGCAAUUGUAAGCCGUCCGAAAAGAGUAUAA
Molecule: messenger RNA, 582 nt
Organism: Parnassius apollo (apollo)
Lineage: Eukaryota; Metazoa; Arthropoda; Insecta; Lepidoptera; Papilionidae
Source: the annotation of a GenBank genome assembly